Messenger RNA from Hypomesus transpacificus, 3277 nucleotides. Its product is annotated as A disintegrin and metalloproteinase with thrombospondin motifs 15-like. The record is from RefSeq and is a predicted model, not a curated record. Gene Ontology annotation, molecular function: zinc ion binding; metalloendopeptidase activity. The transcript has 9 exons. Gene Ontology annotation, biological process: proteolysis; extracellular matrix organization. Lineage: Eukaryota; Metazoa; Chordata; Actinopteri; Osmeriformes; Osmeridae. Bases 266 to 3163 code for a protein of 965 amino acids.
GGUCGCAGAGCGGGAGAGCGGGAGAGCGAGAGAGCCUGUCCCAGCACCUUCCCGCAUGAUGACAAUACUCGCUGUUUAUACACGAGUCCUAAACGCCCAGACCAUAGAGGAGAGGCUGGGCGCGGCGGAGCGGUACAUGAUGGUAGAAGGUCGCAUCCCACAUGCAUCUGCGCUCAGAAUUCGCACGAGAGCAGUUCUGUGCCUGUUAUAGGUCAUGGUUUUGAGUUCAUCAUCGCAAACAGACGCACGAAGAUCAAAAACUUGAAUGAGGCUCCCCGCGCAUACAGCAAAGAUGUCUGUAGUUAUGCGAUCGUUGUUUUUGUUUAUGGAUGUCCUGUUAUUUGCUGAAUUUACCUCUAGUAUGGAAGUCGAUAUUUGUGUACCCGUUCGAAUGGAUCAACUACCUGGAAAGCAUUCCGGUCGUGGAGAGGAGAAGAUAAGUGACAAGGAAGUGGUAUUCAGAGUUAGCGCUUUCCAGCAAGAGUUUAUCCUCAGCCUCAGACAGGAUUCACAUUUCUUGGGGCCAGGCAUCGCCCCGGAAAGCGGCUCCUCAGCUCCUAACUCCUCUGAGUUGAGAAGCUGCUUCUACUCCGGUGACGUUAACGCAGACCGGGAUUCCUACGUUGCCCUCAGUCUUUGCAAAGGUCUCCAGGGCGCGUUCUCCUACCGGGGCAUGGAGUAUUUCAUUAGUGUGAAUGAGAGCGAUACUUUUUCGGAACAUUCAACCAGUUUUGAGCGAACUCACGUCAUUCGCCGGCGGGGACGCUCUGAAUCAGGUAACAGUCCCAGCAGAAAGUGUAUGGUGGGACCCGGAUCAGAAUUUAACAUCUCUGGGUCUUUGGAGAAAUACAGGCACAGGGGAGGCCCGGAGGGUGGCGGACUGUCAGAUAACGCGCCGUUGAUCCUGAGCCGGCCACGGAGGUUUGCCUCGGUCCCCAGGUUUGUGGAGGUUCUUGUGGUGGCGGAUGAGUCCAUGGCCAAGUUCCACGGUGACGACUUGAAGCAAUACCUGCUAACGCUGUUGUCGGUGGCGGCGCAGCUUUACCGUCACCCCAGCAUCCUCAACUCCAUCAACCUGGUGGUGGUGGGUUUCAUGGUCAUUAGCGAGGCGGACAAGGGUCCGAAGGUCUCCAGCAACGCAGCUCUCACGCUCAGGAACUUCUGCUCCUGGCAGAAGAAGAUAAACAAGCACAGUGACGCCCAUCCGGAGUACUGGGACACGGCCAUCCUUUUCACCAAGCAGGACCUGUGUGGGGCGUCUACCUGUGACACGCUGGGCAUGGCGGACGUGGGCACCAUGUGUGACCCCCGGAGAAGCUGCUCCGUCAUCGAGGACGACGGCCUGCCCUCCGCCUUCACCACGGCCCACGAGCUAGGGCACGUGUUCAACAUGCCGCAUGACAACGUGCGUGCAUGUGAGGAUGUGUUCGGAAGGCAGAGGGACAAUCACAUGAUGUCGCCGACGCUGGUCCAGAUCAGCCGCCACCAGCCCUGGUCGUCAUGCAGCGCCGCCAUCAUCACCGACUUCCUGGACCGCGGACAUGGUGACUGUCUGCUGGAUCAGCCUGCAAGGCACCUCUCUCUGCCAGACAGCCUGCCAGGCAGCAUCUACAGCCUGCCCCGGCAGUGUGAGUUAGCCUUCGGCGUGGCCUCCAAGCCCUGCCCCUACAUGCAGCCGUGCUCCAAGCUGUGGUGCACAGGGAAGGCGCGGGGCCAGCUGGUCUGCCAGACCAGACACUUCCCCUGGGCUGACGGGACAGGCUGUGGGGGGGACAGGGUCUGCUACCGGGGGAGCUGCACCCACAGGAACAACACAAGCCAACCCAGGGUGGAUGGGCGCUGGGGGAAGUGGGGUGGCUUCGGCCCGUGUUCUAGGACCUGUGGUGGAGGGGCCCAGCUGGCCAGGAGGGAGUGUGACAACCCAGCACCAGAACACGGGGGGAAGUUCUGUCAGGGUCUACGGGUUCGGUACCGCUCCUGCAACCUGGAGCCCUGUGCAUCACGCAAAGGGAAGACAUUCCGGGAGGAGCAGUGCGAGGCGUUCAACGGUUUCAGCCUGAACAGCAACCGGCUGAGCUCCUCCGUGGUCUGGGUGCCCAAGUACUCGGGCGUCUCACCCAAGGACAAGUGCAAGCUCAUCUGCCGGGCCAACGGCACUGGAUACUUCUACGUCCUGGCUCCUAAGGUGGUGGAUGGGACCCCCUGCUCCCCAGACACAGCUGCCCUGUGCGUCCAGGGGAGGUGUAUCAAGGCUGGCUGCGACGGCAAGCUGAGCUCCUCGAAGAAGUUUGACAAGUGUGGCGUCUGCGGGGGAGACAACCAGAGCUGCAGGAGGUUCUCCGGCAUGUUCUCUAAGCCCACACACGGCUACAACUUUGUGGCUAAGCUGCCCGUGGGCGCCACCAACAUUGACGUCCGCCAGCGCGGCUACCGGGGAUUGGUCAACGACGACAACUACCUGGCUUUGCGUGACGCGCGGGGGCGCUACCUCCUGAAUGGGAACUACGUGGUGUCGGCGGCGGAGAGAGACGUGCUGGUGCCCGGCGGCCUGCUGAGGUACAGCGGCACCUCCACCUCCGUGGAGACGCUGCGCGGCACGCGGCCGCUGCAGGAAGCACUCACCCUGGAGGUGCUGUCCGUGGGCAGGAUGACUCCUCCUCGCAUACGCUACUCCUUCUACCGGCCGGGGGAGGGGAGGAGCAAGGAGGAGCGGAGGGGGGAGGAGGAGAGGAGCCGCAACAGUGUUCUCUUGGACAGCAACCAGAGUGGGAGGAAGAGAGAGAAGGAGGGAGGGGUGGAGAGGAGGGUGGUUGGGUUUUGGGAGGCGGGGGGGUGGGAGGACUGCUCAGUGAGCUGUGGCAGUGGUGUGCAGCACAGGGCGGUGCAGUGCCAGGGCCCUGCAGGGGGGCCUGCCCCGGACUGUGACCCCCUCUUCAGACCCCCAGGCAGCAGGGUCUGUGGAGGCCCUUGCCCCCUGUGGGAGGUGGGACCUUGGUCACUUUGCUCCAAGAGCUGUGGCCGGGGCUUCAAGCGACGCCAGCUACGCUGUGUGACACAGACGAGGAUGAACUCACCCAGGGAGCACUGCUCCGGACAGAGGAAGCCUCAGGAGCUGGACCUGUGUAACCUGGGGCCCUGCUCCAGCCAGGGUAUCCUGUCAUGAACCCUGGUUCUGCCCUGGCCCUUGGACCAUGAAGCCUCCUCUGGAUCCUGAGAACCUGGGGCCUUAUCCUUGUCCCUAGGGCCCUGUCCUGGAGGGUGAGGUUGUUAGGAGAGU